GUCGAUAAUCCAGAAUUUAAAAAUGGCGACUCGGUUCUUGCCGCAUUCUACCUACAAAUUAACGUUGAAAAGAAUUUGAAUUUAAGCCUUUAUAACAGGGUACCAUGCCACCAAUCAUUGAUUCCCACAUGGGAAUGCCUGGCGGGGCCCCAGGAGGGGGCACUAUCCCCCUGGCGACUCUGAUUGACUACAUUGUACAGAGAACCUACCACGAGUUAACAGUGCUCUCAGAACUUCUUCCCCGUAAGACAGACAUGGAGAGGAAGGUGGAGAUUGUCCAGUUUGCCAGUCGGACCAGACAGCUGUUUAUACGGCUACUGGCUCUGGUCAAGUGGGCUAGCAGUGCCACUAAAGUGGACAAGUGCUCGGAGAUCUGUAGUUUCCUGGAAAACCAGUCCAUGUGGUUUGUGGAGACGGCGGACAUGUUGGCCAAAAUGGCGCGAGAAACACUGGUCAAUGCAAGGCUGCCCACGUUUUCCCUGCCCUGUGCCAUUGAUGUCCUGACCCUGGGGACGUAUCCUAGACUCCCCUCCUGUAUCCGGGAUAAGAUUGUCCCUCCAGAUGCUAUAACGUCAGCUGAGAAAAGACAGACUUUACAGAGAUUGACACAAGUCAUACAAUACAGGCUAGUGGCCACAGAUCUCCCCCAACAGAUGAGGAAACUCAAAGUGGAAAAUGGUCGGGUGAAAUUUCAUGUUGAACAUGAAUUUGAGGCCACGCUGACCUUGAUGGGGGACAGUCCUAAGAUUCCGUGGAGAUUACUGGACAUCAGUCUACUGGUGGAGGAUCCAGAAACUGGGGAUGGGAAAUCCCUGGUGCACUCUCUACAGAUUAACUACAUACAUCAACUGGUCCAGUCACGCCUGAUGGACAAUGAACGACCUCUACACGACCUCUACAGAGUCCUACAUACCUUCUGUCUUUCCUUACAACUUGAGGUCCUACAUUCUCAGACACAGAGGUUGAUCAAGGACCGGAUGGGAGAUAGUAUAUGUGUAGAGAAAUACGACAUCGGGAAAUGUUUGUCUGUGUCCUACUGGAGGGAUCCAACCAGAAGAGAGAAAUCACAGGAGGCUUUGUUGUUCCGGCUGAGUGUACACGUGGCGGAGGAUGACGACGGGCGGCCCCUCCAGAUCAGUCACUUCCCCUCCAUGUCUGUAGAAGAGAGCUCCAGGGUGGGGCUGGCCAUCAAGAGCAACCACCUGUCAAUGGAGAGACUGCUGAUACAGACCAUAGAGGUCCGAGGGCUCGUCAAGUUAAAGGACCUGGCGAAGGAUUUACAGAAGUUCACAGAAGGAGCUUGUGAGAUUCGUGACCUGCCUAAUGCCCUACACGUCCCCCUACUAGAGCCCUCCAUGGAGUCUGAAAAGCUGAGGGUGAUGGUGGACUGUCAGCGGGGAAACCUACUGGCCUCUAUACCCGCCGCUAAAGAUGUACAAGAGGUAGAAGAUUUAGAGGAUGCUUUAAAUGGAGACAGGAAAAGUUUGGACAGACUCAUUAGAAAUCUGAGAUUACGUUUGUGUGUGAUGAGGUGUGAGAAGUCGGCCCAGUACCUGCCCACCACCUGUCAGAAGCACCUGUCAUUCAUCAAUCUGACCAAUCACCCGCUAGAAAAAAUCAGCAAGUCCCGCCUCUACAUCAGAGUGCCAAAGCAGUCCACAUUUUAUCUAGUGGUGGAGUUGCUAGAAGGAGACACCACGGUGAACUAUAAAUAUUACCUGCUGGACACCACGCAGUGUACCGUGGACGGCUCGGAGAUUGACAUCAGUGACGAUCCCUGCUCCAAGCUUUAUCUGAAGGCUGGGAGACUUAUACCACUGGACGUCUACUCCUUCAUCCACGGACCAUUCACCAAAAUUUAUGAUGAGCAAGAACAAAGUAAUAUUGAGAGCAAGAGAAGAAAGAGGAAGAUAAUGCUUGGGGAGUUGAGAGAACCUCCUGUGAAGAAAACCAAAGGACACCCAUAUUUUAGUCCAGAGCUAGCGUACAUCCUAGCCAGCUGUGAGGAGAGAAUCCCACUCGUCAACUUAGGACUAGAGUUUGAGAAGAAUGGUGUAGUUCACACAGGUGUUCAAGCUGAUUGUGAGGGAACCUGCUUUUGUCUCUCUCUCCUCAGCAUGCCUGAUGUGGAAGGUUUGGGAGAGGGAAUGUGUGAUAUGGUGAAAAAAGUGCUACUGUCAAUCAAAGUCAGGAUCCUUAGUAAACCAAUGAGAAACUGGAUUGUAGAGUUUCUGUUCUCAAAGCCACCAUUGGAAAGUUCAAACAGAAAGGAACAAGGUCCUGUACAGAGAGUUCACAUCAUGAUGGAGCUAAAUAUAGAUAACCUGAAGAAAGUGGUCAAGGACAUCCUGGAUGAGUGGGCAGGCAUCUGUCACCUGUAUAGUAUUGUUCACGACUUUGCAGAAAUGUACACAGAUGUGAGGACAGAGCUUGGAUCAACAGUAGACAUAUAUUCCUAUGAUUAUCGUAAACUGUCAAUGUUAUACGGACCUAACAGAACUAGUCUGAUAAACAUACAGUGGAAGGGUGAUGCCAAGCAGUUUAAUGUGACCCUGGGGACUGUGGGUAGUUCUACGACAGUCAAUCCACACACCAUACUUCUCUCUCAGUUCCAGCGGGAGCUCAACCACACUCGCUCACUGGCACAGAUAUGUCAGGUUCUCCAUGAGACGUGGGCCCCGAUGUCCUCCAUUAACAAACUGAGUAUGUCCCUGGUACAGGCUGCUGCUACCAACGUGAAGCAGCCAAUGCAGAGUUUUACAGUGAUUCCACAGUCUACUACCCAUGUACGAAUAGCAUUCAGGAAUAUAUCAUGUAUUGAUGUCCAUUUCCGUAGUAACAAGAUUGUUUCCGUUAGAGACGGGGCAUACAGUUUGUUUGACAACAGCAAGGCUGUGGAUGGAUUCAGUCCCACAUCUAUGUUCAAGCAUUUCCUGAACAAGUACGUGGAUGAUGCUAUAACAGGCAGACACACCCACCGCAUGUCCACUACAGAGGACGACAAUCCACCCUCCCCCAUGGACUCUAUAGACAUCUUCAGUCUCUCCUCCCAGCCCCCCUCUACUGGCUCCCCGGCAUCUAGACAGAGGGAGACAGGCCUCAGGUUCCCCAUGACCCCACCCUCCAACCCCCACACACCAGCCUCACCCAGUGCUGCCCGGAUAUCAGGGGUGACCCCUUCCCCCUCCACCGCUCUGAUUGGCACCCCCUCCCCCAGUACCCUGCUCAAUGUUGGGUCCCCGGGGAACCCUCAGCUCCACGUCCCCUCCCCAGGGUCCAGUGCUUUCGUCCCCGCCCCCUCCCCACAGUCCCUGGGGAUACACAUGCAGAGUCCAGCGUCAGGAUUCAUGGGACCACAAGGUUUAGAUGUGGGGUCGCCUUUCACCAGUGCUAGUCUUGCCAUGCCGUCCCCAGUACAGAGGAACUGGCCUAACUCGCCCUCAGUAUCUGGCCCCUCCCCUGCCUCUAGACACACCGCCCACUCCCCGGGAAACCCCGCACUACACUCCCCCCAGACACAGGUCAAGGACGGCGAUCACAGCAAGUCAACAGAGUUUCUCCCUAAACAUUUGGGGAAUUUUAGAGAUGAGAUUAAUUCUUUGCUGAGUCACACCACCAGAAUGCUUCCACAGCGAGCCUGGGCUGCGUCCAUCCCCACCCUGCUAUCCCAUGAUGCCUUUGACACCCUCUUGACCCCCAACAGAUCUCAGUCCCUCCCCUACACUAUAUCGUCCUCCCCCCUGGAGAGGUUCCUGGGGAGUGUGUACUUAAGGAGGAAUCUCCCCAGGCUGAUCCAGUCUGAAUCCCUGACCCCGAUGCGCUCUACUGAUCCCAACAUAAUCUCAUUUAAAGUAGAGACAUUACAGUUCCAUGUCAGCUUUAGUAACAACCUACAGAGUCUUCAUAUGAAUGUUCAGUCAGUACCAGAACAUCGAGAUCAGUGGAGUAUGGAAGUCCUUAACAUCAUCCAGCAGUACUUUGAUUCCAAGGUUGCCUGUCCUCCGUACAAAGUGAACGCCCUGAGAGCCUUCUGUAGAAUACUGGAGACCCCCAUCAGAAUCCUCAAAGACUGUGUUCAACUCAUGAGACUGGAACUGAUGGGUCCUAACCAGUCCAGUGGUAUGAAGUGGUCCAUGCAGUGGUGUCUAACUGUACCACCACAGGCGGCGUUUGUGGCUCCAGCAGGGACCGCCGCAGUAGCCAAGAACAAACAGAUCAAGAUGUUACUCAUGAUCCAGUUCACCCGUAUCCAGCCCCCGUCUGGCCAGGAGCCCCAGUCUAUCAUCGUCCCCCUCCUGUAUGACAUCAGCGCCAACACCAUACAACACAUGGACCCCGUCAGGGGGCAGCCCCAGACCCCCGCUUACAUGGCCGUGUCACAGCUCCUACAGAACUUCUACCACGCACAGAGUGCUGAGUGUAUACUGUACCCCGCGGUACAGCACAUCAUGACUAAUCUUAAUCUAUAACACAGACAUCAUACAAUGUCACAGCUCCUACAGAACUUCUACCACGCACAGAGUGCAGAGUGUAUACUGUACCCCGCGGUACAGCACAUCAUGACUAAUCUUAAUCUAUAACACAUUAAACAAUGUCACAGCUCCUACAGAACUUCUACCAUGCACAGAGUGCUGAGUGUAUACUGUACCCCACAGUACAACAAAUUAUGACAAAUCUGAUCGUAUAGUGCAGGGCUUUAUAAGCCUUACAUACAUAAAAUUUCACAGAUUCUAGAAAACUUCUUACUUGCUUAGAGUGCUAAGUGAAGGCUGUUCCCUGCUGUAUUAAUGAAACAAAUCUUAUAACAAAGGCACAAUGGCUAGUCUUUAAUAGCUUCAAUUAAAGCUAUCGGUUAUCCAGGACAACAAUGUUAUUGUUUUUCUUUAAUGUUCCACAGAGUGUACAAUAGUCAAGCAAUAAAAAGAGUUAUGGUUAUGUAAUCACAGCUGCAUUAAAUUAUCCUGCUUAUUUAAAAACACAAUUCGUAUAGUGCUGCCAUAAGGCUAUGUAAAGAUCUGUAUUUUUCUAUGGAUGUGAUUUAUAAACUAGUAAUCUGUUACGUUUUCGUGAAUUAACUGUUAAGCUGUUUUAUUUGCAAGGAACAUUAAAUGUACAAAGCAUUUGAUCAAAAGUGAAA
Molecule: messenger RNA, 5137 nt
Organism: Saccostrea cuccullata (small rock oyster)
Lineage: Eukaryota; Metazoa; Mollusca; Bivalvia; Ostreida; Ostreidae
Product: mediator of RNA polymerase II transcription subunit 14-like
Exons: 39
Coding region: 105-4469 (1454 amino acids)
Biological process (GO): regulation of transcription by RNA polymerase II
Cellular component (GO): core mediator complex; mediator complex
Molecular function (GO): transcription coregulator activity
Source: RefSeq, a predicted model, not a curated record